UUUCUCCCUCCCUCUGUCACUCUCACUCAGUGCUGAGUGAAACAACACAGUCUCCUUGUCUGACUCCUCAAAUCACUGUGGGCUUCUAUAUAAGCUGAAGCUGAGAUUUAAGAUCUGUAACUAGAAAUAAAAAGAAGUGAAGAAAAAAAAAGGCAACAAAGAAAAGAGAAGAAAAUAAGCUCAUUUGCUGAACUGAAGAGGCACCACACAGGGAUAUUCUCAGUAUCUCCGAUUUAUUUUGAACAUCUGCACAGGUUGGCCUCCAGAGACAUGGAUAUCCUUAUGGAUGAGGAUUUCAAUGUGACCGGUAACACCAGCCAAGGAAAAGGACUAGAAAGACUAGACAGGAGCAAAAGCCAAGGACUCAACCAUAGUGACCCCCUGGACAUGUUUAUAGGCAUGGAGCUUCUUCUACGCUACAAACCUCUCUUCCUGCCUCUCUACUGUCUCAUAGUGGUCGUAGCUGGUGUUGGAAACUCCUUCCUGUUGGCUUGCAUCUUGGCUGACAAGAAACUCCACAAUGCCACCAACUUUUUCAUUGGUAACUUAGCAGCUGGAGACCUGCUGAUGUGUUUGAGUUGUGUUCCACUGACUGUGUCUUAUGCCUUUGACAGCCAUGGCUGGGCUUUUGGGAGACCCCUCUGUCACCUGGUCCCCUUGCUGCAAUGUGCCACAGUGUUUGCAUCAGUGCUGUCACUCACUGCCAUUGCUGUGGACCGCUACAUUGUUGUAGCUCACCCAGUACGGAGGAGGAUCUCUGCGUGGGGUUGUGCUGCAGUGACUCUGGGUGUGUGGCUUUUAUCUCUGGCCCUGGCUGCACCUCCGUCUAUCUACACACGCUAUCUGGACCUGCAACCCAGUGGCAUUGACCUGGUAGUGUGUGAGGAAUUCUGGCCAAAUAGUGGCAAUCUGCGGCUGCUCUACUCUUGUUUCAUUCUCAUAGCCUCCUACAUGAUCCCGCUGCUGUCCGUCAGUGUAUCCUACUGUGCCAUCACUGUCAGCCUAAAACGCUAUUCAGUACCUGGAGAGCCAUCCAACAGCCAGCAGCGCUGGAGCCAAAGGAGGAAGAGGACCUUCUCUUUGCUGGUGGCCUCAGUGCUGGCCUUCGCUCUGUGUUGGAUGCCCCUGCAGGUGCUGAACCUGUUGCUGGACCUGGACACAGACUUCCACAUCAUGGGGAAGCGCUACAUAAACGUCUUACAAGUCUGCUGUCAUUUAGUGGCUAUGAGCUCUGCGUGUUACAACCCCUUCAUCUACGCCUCACUGCACAGCAAGGUGCGCAUGCACCUGAAAGGCUACCUCUGUCCUUGUCGCAAUCGUCAGAGGGGGAUUGUGGAGAGAGCAACGUCCAGGAGCUGAUAUCCGACCGUGCCCGCUAUACAACUGCUGAAGCAGCUCUUGAUAUGCAGAGCCCUGUCCUUACCCACAAGCUAACACCUGCACCCCUAACACCGAUGUUAAUGUCUGAGGUGUCCAGGAGAAAAUAAGACAACUGCUCAACAUCCAUUUAAACCAGAUUUAUCCAUGUAUUUCCAGCAUUUUGUGUCUUCAAGACAGUUCGUCGUCUCUUGUACAGUGUCACCAGAGGCAGUGCUAAAUAAGGCCAUUUAUGACAAACAGGCAAAGACGCAGAUCCAGACCAGACUGUAGUGUAGUAUGAUGAUGAAGAAGAUUAAGCCAUCCAUUGGGAUCCCUAUGUUUUUCUUGGAUGGCCAAGCUGCUGGCAUAGACACUAAGCUGAUCCUGCAGCUUUAAAAAGGCCAGCAGGGGCAUAAACAGACCCUCAGGCUGAGGGGCUCUAUAGCAGACUUGCUGGAGGCUGAGACCUGGUGACAGGGCCUGGUUAUACUUAAACAGUAGAUGCUUGACUUCAGGGAGCUGACCAAACAUUGAACUCUUCUCACCAGACAUGGGUUACAGACCAAGAAGAUGGCACUAUGUGAUUGUUUUGUUUUGUUUUUUUGUUUGUUUUUUUUGUCCCUUGUACUGAAUGUCUGUGCUUCAAAAUCUUAUUUUUAAUAUCAGUUAUGGCUCUCUUGUCUUAGAUAUGACAUAAAUUAUAUUAAAUUUAUUAUGUUGAUAUACACAUGUAUUUGCUAUUUUUAAUGUUAUUAUGUAGUAUUUCUUCUCUAUGAUUUGUCUUUACAGUCUAACUGUGUGUCAUCUGUGCACAUGGAUAAAUAAGUUUGUGUUUGUGGAUACAUAUGUAGUGUGAACAGUUUGUGUGGAAAAGAUCAAUAUGUAUAGCAGUGGGAGAAGAAAUCUGCAGCUUAUAUGUCACCUUCAAACCUCUGUUUGUAAAAUUUAAUCAACACCAAAUUCAUAAAGGUGUUACCUGAUGAACAAAGUCUCAGUGCUUUGGCUCUGUCUGGAAAACAAGCUUGACACAUUGAUCAACUUAAUAUUCAGAGCAUGAACAAUAAAGUCACCUAUAAGCAUGA
Molecule: messenger RNA, 2441 nt
Organism: Siniperca chuatsi (mandarin fish)
Lineage: Eukaryota; Metazoa; Chordata; Actinopteri; Centrarchiformes; Sinipercidae
Product: 7 transmembrane receptor domain-containing protein
Exons: 4
Coding region: 271-1359 (362 amino acids)
Biological process (GO): G protein-coupled receptor signaling pathway
Cellular component (GO): neuron projection; plasma membrane
Molecular function (GO): neuropeptide binding; neuropeptide Y receptor activity
Source: RefSeq, a predicted model, not a curated record